CAGGAAAUGCCCAGGAGAGGGUGUCACCUGGGCAAGCCCGACGACGUGUUGAUUCCCAGGAUCGCCGCCUUCCCGGGUCUGGGCCUCCGAGUCCCGAGCCCGAUCGCGCUCACCUGUUCCCCAGGCGCGGCCCCGGGGAGCCCUGAGACGCUCCCGAGACCGCUGCUCUCCCUUCAACUCCACAACCAUGAGCAAGUUGGGCAAGUUUUUUAAAGGGGGAGGCUCUUCCAAGAGCCGAGCUGCUCCCAGCUCCCAGGAAGCCCUGGCUCGACUUCGGGAGACAGAAGAGAUGCUGAGCAAGAAACAAGAGUACCUGGAAAAUCGAAUCCAGAGGGAGCUCAGCCUGGCCAAGAAGCACGGCACGCAGAAUAAGCGAGCUGCAUUACAGGCACUAAAGAGAAAGAAGAGGUUUGAGAAGCAGCUCACUCAGAUUGAUGGCACACUUUCUACCAUUGAGUUCCAGAGAGAAGCCUUGGAAAACUCACACACCAACACGGAAGUGUUAAGGAACAUGGGCAUUGCAGCAAAAGCCAUGAAAGCAGUUCAUGAAAACAUGGAUCUGAACAAAAUAGAUGAUUUGAUGCAAGAGAUCACAGAGCAACAGGAUAUUGCCCAAGAAAUCUCAGAAGCGUUUUCUCAACGAGUUGGAUUUGGCGAUAACUUUGAUGAGGAUGAGCUGAUGGCAGAACUUGAGGAACUGGAGCAGGAAGAAUUAAAUAAGAAGAUGGCAAAUAUCCGACUUCCAAAUGUGCCUUCCUCCUCCCUCCCAGCACAGCCAGACAGAGUACCAGGUCGCAUGUCAAGCACGUCCUCCUCUGCACAUCGAUCCCGAGCAGCAUCUUCCAGGAGGGCAGAAGAAGAGGAUGAUGAUAUCAAACAAUUGGCAGCUUGGGCUACUUAAAACAGAAUGUUUGGACACCGAAAUUAAUGAGCUGUACAUAAGACACAAAAAAAAUGUUUUUGCCAAAUAUAGAGGUUAACAAAGAUUCUGUUUUGUAUUUUUACUGGAUGAAUAAUUGUCUUUUAAGCCUCAUAGGUAAAAGUUAAAAAAGGAGUCAUGUGUAGAUUUAGGAUCCAGGAUGGAAUGGGACUUCCUGGUAGCAUUUUGGAGGAUCUCUCCAUACUGAUGGGAGGGGGCAUUCUACCUUGUUCACUAUUGUAUUAUUUGCAGUCCUGGCACAUAGUUGGUACUCUCUAUAUAUUUGUUGAAAGAAAACUGAAUUCUAUGAACAUAUAAAACAUAUAACAGUUUAUAAGCAACUUAAGAGUGAUGACGUGUUUAGGAAAGAGGGGGAAAAUAACUUUCUUUCCUAUGAGAAUGCAAGUUUGCUGUGUGUAUCCAUGUUGUAGCCCAGGGUGAAUGUAUAAGAAACGUAUCUCUUAUAGGAGAUAGAGAAGUUUGUAGAGAAGUCUUGUGUGAGUCUAUACAUAAAUAGUUUCACUUGAGUUUUGCAGUUUAAAAUCUUAAAGGAGUUUUAAUUGACAUUUAUUAUGCCAAUUAAGCUUGGAAUGGGACAAUGGAUGCAUUUCCCAAAAUGUCUGAAAGCACCAACAGCUUACACUGCUGAGCGAGAAUCUCCUGGGUGUAAUUUAGUCAUGUAGGGGGCUGCAUUAACAUUCCCAGUCCAUUAUGAUGCUGUAUGGCUUCAGCGUGCUAAAUGUGUGAGUAUUCAUUCUUUUCUGUUUUGUGCUCUCUUGUACAUUUAUUUACACUUUACAUCAUAUUCCUUGUAAAUAUGUAAAAAUAUAGGAAAUUAAAAGUAUAUCUUGA
This is a messenger RNA of Balaenoptera musculus (blue whale), 1771 nucleotides long. It is a transcript of the gene CHMP4C, whose product is annotated as charged multivesicular body protein 4C. Gene Ontology annotation, cellular component: ESCRT III complex; multivesicular body; cytoplasmic side of plasma membrane. Bases 188 to 901 code for a protein of 237 amino acids. NCBI's taxonomy places the organism in Eukaryota, Metazoa, Chordata, Mammalia, Artiodactyla, Balaenopteridae. The record is from RefSeq and is a predicted model, not a curated record. The transcript has 5 exons. Gene Ontology annotation, biological process: vesicle budding from membrane; late endosome to vacuole transport via multivesicular body sorting pathway.